UGCUGUAGCGAAUGAUGAAGGAGGGGAGGGAGAUAGACAGUGGUGAAGAACGAGAGAAAAAGGGGGGAGGGAGUGAGUGACAGAGAAGCGGAGCGACAGAAAGAAGAAAAGGGUAGCUGCCUCUGGAGGAAAUUAUUGUGAGGGGGCCUCAUAGCGGGUGGAAGCAAGCUAGGAGGCAGGCACAUUAGCAGCGGUUCUAUGGCUCAGUCGGCUGUUAACGGUGUGGACCAGGAUCUGGCCAGCAAGAGGCUGCACUCAAGGAUGGAGGCCUCUUGCUUGGAGUUGGCCUUGGAAGGAGAGCGGCUGUGCAAGGCCGGGGACUUUAAAGGCGGAACAGCGUUUUUUGAGGCAGCCGUGCAGGUCGGCACCGAAGACCUGAAGACCCUCAGUGCCAUCUACAGCCAGCUGGGAAAUGCCUACUUCUACCUCAAAGAGUAUGGCAAAGCCCUGGAAUAUCACAAACAUGACCUUACUUUGGCCAGAACAAUAGGAGACAAAAUUGGAGAAGGAAAAGCCAGUGGAAACCUUGGUAACACGUUAAAAGUGUUAGGGCGCUUUGAUGAGGCUGUCGUGUGCUGUCAGAGACACCUGGAUAUUUCUCAAGAGCAGGGAGACAAGGUUGGAGAGGCCAGAGCACUGUAUAACAUAGGGAACGUGUUUCACGCGAAGGGCAAACAGCAGUUAUGGGGCUGUAGCCAGGAACCAGGGGACCUGCCUCCUGAUGUCAGAGACACACUGCAAAGGGCUACCGGCUUUUAUGAGAUGAACUUGUGUUUGGUCAAAGAACUUGGAGACCGAGCUGCUCAGGGGAGGGCCUAUGGGAAUCUGGGCAACACCCACUAUCUGCUGGGAAACUUUGUCGAAGCCAUCAAGUUCCACCGUCAGCGAUUAUCCAUAGCCAAAGAAUUUGGGGACAAAGCGGCAGAACGGCGAGCCUACAGUAACCUUGGCAAUGCCCUCAUAUUCCUGGGCCAGUUCAACACAGCCACUGAAUACUACAGGAAAACUUUGCAGCUGUCCAGGCAGCUGAGGGACCAGGUGAUGGAGGCUCAGGCCUGUUACAGCCUUGGGAACACCUACACUCUUUUGCAGCAGUAUGAGAGGGCCAUAGACUACCACCUGAAACACCUGUACAUAGCCCAGGAGCUUACUGAUAGAGUUGGGGAGGGCCGUGCCUGCUGGAGUCUGGGAAAUGCAUACGUGUCUUUAGGGAACCACAAACAAGCUCUCCACUACGCCCGGAAGCACCUGGACAUCUCAAAUGAAAUUGGAGACAGAAACGGGGAACUGACAGCCAGAAUGAAUGUGGAGCAGCUCAUGGAGUCUCUGGGGGUCAAUGAGAGCGACCUUUCACCCUCCAGUUCAGAGUUUGAGAUUCAAGGAGCAAGACCCAAAUUCACCAAAAGAAACAGCAUGGACAGUGUAGAACUGUGGAAGUACUCUUCAGAUAAGAAUGGUGACAACCAAGACAUAGAAAGUAUACCCAGGAGAUCCAAGAGUCAGCUGUCACAGCCAGGCAAAGGAAAAGGCUACUCUGACAGCCAGUCGUCAGACGAAAGGCUGUGGUUGGACUCUCCUGUAGACACUGAUGACAUCACAGUGCAAGUCCCGCCUCCAGUGCCAAAGCUGGGCCGUGACCCCUCCGAUGAAGACUGCUUCUUUGACCUCCUUAGCAAGUUCCAGAGCAGCCGCAUGGAUGACCAGCGCUGCCAUCUCGAUGAGCCUGAGAACGGAGACAACGGAGAAGGCACCGCGAACGAGAUGAAGGAUCCUUCAAUUACCACGUCCCCCCAGACUGAGGAGCUGUUUGAUUUGAUUGCUAGCUCUCAGAGCCGCCGUCUCGAUGACCAGCGGGUUAAUGUCGGUAACCUUCCGGGCCUGAGGAUUACCCACAACAAUCUGGGACACCUGGUGGGUGAGGGAGAGCAUCAAGAACCCAGCGACGACUUCUUCAACAUGCUUAUCAAGUGCCAGUCUUCUAGGAUUGAUGAUCAGCGGUGCGCCCCACCAGAAGCAGGCCCCCACGCCCCCACAGUGCCUGACGAAGACUUCUUCAGUCUAAUCCAGAGGGUGCAGGCCAAGCGCAUGGACGAGCAGCGCGUCCAUCUGCCUUCAGACGACCAGGACGACGACCCUCAGUCCCCUGAUCCAGAGCCUCCUGGUGGUUUUUCCAGCUAGGACUUGGUGACUAAUGCUGCAUAACUUCCUGUCAGAGAAAAUAAAAGCAGAAGAAAUUAAAAAGGGAUGAGCCAACAUUUUAAAGACGGCACUGAAGGGUGAACUAACAAGAUUUUUUUUUAAUUUUUUUUAAUUUUAAAUAAGACAAAUUCCAUGUGCAAUAGGUGGUGCCCUGUCAAAUGUUGCUCAGUGUGUUACGUUCUAAAUGUGUGUUUUUAAUAUAACGGGAAAACAAGCAGAAUUUAAACUCUGUUGUGUGGGGGAAGAAGAAAAUAAGUGGGGGGUAACAUGAAACAAACAUGAAAUAUGUACUCAAUCUAAUGCCUUAAUCAGCAUUUUUUGUUUUCAGACUCAAGAUUGUAUUCCCUGGUGUCAGAUGUGUUCUGUAGAGGCACAUGACGGGCAUACAGAGUUAAUGUGGAGACCUACAGCCUGAGCCGUGGGAAUCACAGGGAUUUAAUGAAAGGAACGGAGUUGAAGACAUGACUAGUUUUAUAAAUACAUAAGUACACACCAGCUGUCUUUAUCAAACAAUUUACAUUUUCAACAAAAUGUAUCAAUUGAGUUGUACUCUGAAUCUGACCAAUGCUGCUUUCAUCAUUCCAUCGUUGUGGUUCCCACGGCUCACGGAGAAGCGGUGUUAUUUGUGCAGUAACAGUAUUAGGGAUCAUCAUCAUCCAGUGUCAAACAAACUUCGGUCAGUUAAAACUUCCCACUAAUCAUGCUUCUUUUUUUCAGAUUUAGACAAAGUAAUAUGAUUGGUUUAAAUUGACAGACUGAGUGAAAUCUGAUUUUCCACAUAAGUGUUAUUUAUGUGGAUUUCUAAAAAUGGCUCUCUUCACACAGUAUGCAGUAACUACGGUUACUGAGCAAACGAUACGAAGCUUCUUUUCUAGAUUUGAGAUUAGAGUUGUGUGAUAAUUCAUUCUCCAAUGUGUCUGCUUAGCUUUGUAAUGUUCUCAACAUCUGAUGACAGACAACUGCUUACUGCCAUUAUUAUUAUUAUUAUUAUUAUUAUUAUUAUUAUUAUUAUUAUUAUUAUUAUUAUUAUUAUUAUUAUUAUUAUUACUUAACAUAGACAUAGAAGCAGAUGGAUGUGUCAUAUAUUUUGAGGAAUCUUAAUACCAUGAACAAUAUUGAAGCACUAAUUCUAGGUUGUGCUGCCUCCCUGUGGUCAAAACGUUGUAUUACAACUGAAACACACUGUUGGGAAUAAAAGGUAUUCCAUACGUUUUGUAGGACAACAUAAUAAUAAUAAUAAUAAUAAUGAUGAUGAUGAUGAUGAUGAUGAUGAUGAUGAUGAUGAUGAUAAUGAUAAUGAUGAUGAUAAUAAUAAUAAGGCGACACAGUAUGACGAUUCUGAGAACUUUCCUCUGAUUUUUAGCAACAACAUUUUUGCCAACUUUUAACAUAAAUGUGUAGAUUUUUUUGCAAAUCAUUUCGUAAAGGUUACAGUGUGUUAUUUCAGUUAAGUGUAUAUUUCUAUCCAUGUGUUGCCAUGAAAGUUCAAAAAUCAGCAAGAGAGUUAGAAACUUCAGAAAGAAAAAUGUCUUUGUUUGAAGCCUUUUGCUGAGCAUCUGUAUAAUGGUACUGUACAAAGGAUAUUUGACCUAACCUAUGGGCUAGCUUUUUAUUCAAAAGUAGUGCAUACCUCAUUUUUGUACCUCAAAGCUCAUGAACCUUAGAGAUGUUUAAUGCUGAACCAGGAUGGAUCAUGUACCAAGUUCAUAGUGCUUUGAUUCAUCUAUCUUUGAUAAACAACACAUUGGGAGCUAAAGUUAAUAUUUUCUUUUUCAGAUUUUUUUGUGAAUUAACAUUUUUAGAAAGUACACGGUACGCUUCUAUUUGUCUUUGCCAUAAUUUGUACAUAUAAAUAUAUUUUGUAUUUAUGUUCCAUUUGAUGACAUGAAUAUGUUCCCUCAUGCUUUUAAUAAAAUGUUUCAGAUGUU
Messenger RNA from Cottoperca gobio, 4127 nucleotides. It is a transcript of the gene gpsm1b, whose product is annotated as G protein signaling modulator 1b. Gene Ontology annotation, molecular function: G-protein alpha-subunit binding; GDP-dissociation inhibitor activity. The record is from RefSeq and is a predicted model, not a curated record. The transcript is spliced from 14 exons. The coding region runs from base 199 to 2178 and encodes 659 amino acids. Gene Ontology annotation, cellular component: cell cortex. Gene Ontology annotation, biological process: establishment of mitotic spindle orientation. NCBI's taxonomy places the organism in Eukaryota, Metazoa, Chordata, Actinopteri, Perciformes, Bovichtidae.